UCUUCAAGACAAAAUAAUUUUGUCACUAACACUUGCAUCAGACAGAGAACACAGUACACUAGAUAAUAUGCUAGAUACACUAUCACAGAUAGCAUGCUGGAUUUAACAAAAGGUACUAGAAAAUGGUAGGGGCAGAAGAAGUCUGUUGAGUGUUGACGUACUUGUUUAUCUUUCAGAUCAAGCUAAGAAGAAGCCGUUAGGUAUCAUCGUCGCGUCUGCAAUACUUGUGGGAAUGCUUGUAGUGAGAAUUAUCGUUUGCAUACAAAGAAGGAAAAAGAGUAUGCAAGGGAACAUUGCUUGCUAGGCAAGAAAUAGCAGUGAAAAGGCUUUCAAAAAGUUCUGGACAGGGGCAAACUGAGUUCAAAACUGAAGUUAUCUUGAUCUCCAAACUUCAGCACAGAAAUCUUGUUAAACUUCUUGGAUGUUGCAUUCAGAAAGAUGAAAAAAUGUUGAUCUCGAGUUUAUGCCGAACAAGAGCUUAGAUUUUUUUAUUUUUGAUCAAAUGAGAAGCAAUUUUCUUGACUGGCCUACGCGCGUCCAUAUUAUUGGAGGAAUUGCUAAAGGGCUUCUCUAUCUUCAUCAAGACUCAAGACUAAGAAUUAUCCAUAGAGAUCUCAUAGCAAGCAAUGUGUUAUUAGAUAAGGACAUGAACCCCAAAAUUUCAGACUUUGGUAUGGCUAGAAUUUUUGGAGGGGACCAAACAGAGGCAAAUACAAAUAGAGUAGCAGGAACAUAUGAUUAUAUGGCUCCAGAGUAUGCAGUGGAUGGGCUUUUCUCAAUGAAAUCAGAUAUCUUUAGCUUUGGUGUAUUAGUGUUGGAGAUAGUAAGUGGGAAGAAAAAUAGAGGAUUUUCUCACCCAGAUCACAGCCACAAUCUUCUUGGACAUGCAUGGAAGCUGUGGAUGGAAGAGAGGUCAUUGGAACUAGUGGAUAAUAUGUUAGAUUCUUUUGCCAAAUCCGAAGUGUUAAGAUGCAUUAACGUGGGGCUGUUAUGUGUUCAACAAAGGCCGGAAGACAGGCCGAACAUGUCAUCUGUCGUCGUAAUGUUGGGCAGUGAAAGCUCAUCGCCUCAACCAAAGCAACCAGGCUUUUAUACAGAAAGAAAUAUGCCUGAAACAGCAUCUUCAUCGAGUAAGCAUGGAUCAACAUCAGUAAAUGAAAUGAGUACCUCAUUGCUAGAGCCACGGUAAAAGAUUACCACUCAGGUCUCAACACUCAAAAUGCAGCUAUAUUUCUAAUCAUGAUCCAAUAUGUAAUAUUUGAUAUAAAGAAUAAGUUAAGCUAUAGGAAUGGCGAAGUCUCAUUUGCUUUUCCUCAUUGACUAUAGUAUGUUGUAACUUGUGAGUACCAGAGUAGUUUGAUAUGUGCAAUACAAAUGCUAGUGUACUUUGUGUCAAUAACUGUAUUUUAUUGUAUUAUGCUAGUGAGGAGGGCAAAGUGUAAUAGUAAUAAUGAAU
Messenger RNA from Hevea brasiliensis (rubber tree), 1456 nucleotides. Its product is annotated as G-type lectin S-receptor-like serine/threonine-protein kinase SD1-1. The record is from RefSeq and is a predicted model, not a curated record. The transcript has 5 exons. NCBI's taxonomy places the organism in Eukaryota, Viridiplantae, Streptophyta, Magnoliopsida, Malpighiales, Euphorbiaceae. Gene Ontology annotation, molecular function: protein serine/threonine kinase activity; ATP binding. The coding region runs from base 464 to 1189 and encodes 241 amino acids. Gene Ontology annotation, biological process: protein phosphorylation; recognition of pollen.